UGUCUUUUUGGUCGUGCGCGCCCGCCUGCGAAGAGCCGCCAGCCGGGAAUAAUGUGGAACGUGUGGGUCCUGCUCACUUUCAUUUUGACGGCCUCAGUCUCUGGGGAGACGAGAGCGGCUCUGACCUCCGAUAAAGACCUAUACCUUGACAACAGCUCCAUCGAAGAAGCAUCAGGCGUCUAUCCAAUUGAUGAUGAUGAUUAUACUUCUGGGUCAGGAUCAGGAGCGGAAGACCAAGAAGAUAACUCAGAGUUAGGGCCAACAUUUAGAACACUUCCAGAGCGUCCAGAGAUACCAGUUAGCGAUGCUCCUAGGAUUGAAAGAACUACACUGAAAAUGCAGACCAAGGUACCUACGCAAACAAAGUCACCUGAUGAGACGGAUAAAAAGAAGAUCCUCAAGCCAGCUGCAGAAAACAAAAAUACGAAAAACAAGCCAGCUGAUGAUGAUGAUGUAUUUACUGAAAAGCACUCGGAAAGUCUUUUUCAGAGAACGGAAGUACUGGCAGCUGUUAUCGCUGGUGGAGUUAUUGGCUUUCUCUUUGCAAUCUUCCUUAUCUUGCUUUUGGUAUAUCGUAUGAGAAAGAAGGAUGAAGGCAGCUAUGACCUCGGGGAACGUAAACCAUCCAGUGCUGCCUAUCAGAAGGCACCUACUAAAGAGUUUUAUGCAUAAAACUCUCAACGUAGUGUCUCUGUUUAAGAGAUCACUGAACUUUUAAAAUAAAGCUUUUUUUUGCAUAGAAUAAUGAAGAACUUUUUUUUUCAUUAAAGAGCCUUUAUGGCAGCUUUAUGAUUAAAAAAAAAUCCCAUUGUAUUUAAAACUUUUCAUGUAUUCCUUUUAAGAAAAUGUAAAGUAAAAUCUUAACAUUUUGCAAUGUUCCGUGAAUAACAGUGGCAAAACAUUAUUUUAUAUAGCCGUUGAUGUUCACUGGAUCAUUUUAAAACUUUAUGCAUAAAUGAAAAUGAUUGUUUUAUCCUAUGGUUCAAUGAAAGUUGUUUAAUUUUUGUCAGCAUGUCUGAUUUAUCUUACAAGUUAGUUUUUAUUUCAUUAAUUUAUCUGCUUCCAAAAAUAAAACAAAAUGCCUUUUUGUAGUUGUCAUGGUGCAAUUUGUCUUCGGAUAACUCAAAUAAUGGUAACUCUUAGUGUAAAUGUAUUUUUUCAGCUAUGUAAACCUUAAUCUCCACUUUGUAUAAAUUUUACUGUCAGAAAAUCCAUUUACACUUUGCUUUAUUUUUCAGUGGUCCUGUAGUUUCCUUGAAACUUACAGCACCAAAUUAUAUGUAAAAUUGGACUAUUACUGCAAAUAAUGUAGUCAUGCCCUUAUGAAACAAAUCUUCCUUAUGCAAGAUAUUGCAGUAAGCUACUGACAAACCUACACAAACCCAAAGACUCUUAACAGUAUUCCAAGAAAUUACUACAAAUUUCUAUGGCCACUGUUUGUUAAUUUCUGGAAAUUUGAAGGUACGAGUAGAAAUUUUAAAAGAUUUUUUUUUUAUUCUUAUAAAAAAUGCAUUUAAGUUGUAAACGUCUUUUAAAGCCUUUGAAGUGCCUAUGAUUCUAUUAUGUAACUUGUUGCAAACUGGUGUUAAUGAGUAUAUAACAGUAAAAAAAGAAAAUGUUGGUAUUUUAUAAGCACAGACAAUUCUAAUGGUAACUUUUGUAGUCUUAGCUGGAUAGACAUAAAUUGUAAUUUGGGAGCAUAAACACUACUGAAUAAAUCAUGUGGCCUAAUACUGAAAUA
Molecule: messenger RNA, 1741 nt
Organism: Pogona vitticeps (central bearded dragon)
Lineage: Eukaryota; Metazoa; Chordata; Lepidosauria; Squamata; Agamidae
Source: RefSeq, a predicted model, not a curated record